CCAGUUGGGUAAAAGGAUAUAAAGGGGAUUUUAGUUGCUAGCACAGAUCGGGGGUGAGGACGACGAACAUGGCUGAUGGGAAGGAAGGUGAAGAUAUGGAUUCGCUAUUUGAAGGGAUGGUACUGUUUAACCCCACUGAAAUAGAAGCAGAGCGCCGACCAGACAAUCAUAGUGAAGAUGAUUCUCUUCAAUCCCGUCAAAGUGAUGCGAUCACAACUUCAGCCGUACCAGCAUCGUGUUCAUCGCAGCCCCUUGACGAGAAUCUCUUCUCGGACCUCACGCUUGUCGUGGAUCCCCUCCAAAACUUAGAAGUGGCUGAAACCGAGCAUGAUCUCCAAUCUCCUCAAUCAUGCAUCAAGCCGCCAUCAAUUAUCUCGAGACAGGGCUCCAGACGGAGAAAACGAUCUGGCUUGAGGAUAGGAUAUGGUAGAGACAACAAUCUAUCUGACUCUCCUUCUGCGCUUCUCCAACCCACUUUUACAAUUUCUGAUUCUAUAAACUACGACACUGUUGGAGAAACUCCCUCGAUCACCACUGAUGUUGCUGUACCUGUUACCCAGCCAUUCAGUGAAUCUUCCAACUCGGAGAAUGAGAAUGUGAUACACGCAGAGGCAGAGGGUGGUGAAACUUUUUCUGAGGCAGAUUUUCGGCAAAUUAAGGCCACCAUAAAUGAUAAGCUUAACCUUGCCCGCCAACUGGUAAACUCUGCUUCUGCUGCCCGAAAGGAUUCGAUCAGGAAUAGAAGAAAAGCCGUUGAGAAUGUUAGUCUUGCUUCUCUCAAAUACAUGGAGCUCGAAAAGCAAUUGGAAGAAGCCUGCGAUGCUGAAGAUUUUGAAGGGCUGAACAGGUUACCGAAAGCUGCCGAGAAAGAGAAACAAGCUUUCACGAAUUCACUAAGAGAUGCGGAUGCCUUCAUCGACGCAUUGGAAUUAAAAUUGCAGCAUGCCCUCGAUUCUUACAUAGCUGCCGAGGAAGAAUGUGCAAUCUUACUCGACCAUUAUGCAACGAAUGCUUUAAAUAAUUCGGAUUCUUCCUUGAAGAAAGCAACAUCAUUGCAUUCAAAAGAAAUGGACCAGUGGCUUUCAUCAUCUGAAGCCUUGGAGGUUAAAAAGACGGAGUUGGAGAUUGAAUCACAUUUUAUAAGUGAAGCUCAUUUAGAAUUGGAUAAUACUAUUAAGCACUCAAUCAAGGAUAACAAGAGAGAAAAAGAGAUCCUUUGUAAAAGAAAGAAUAUGCUAAUUGGUGAAUUGGAAAAACUUCUUGUUUUAGUAAAACAGAAAGAAAAGGAGAUAGCAGACAAUGACACUAAUUUAAAAGCUGUAGAGGAUAAGAUAAAUAAUGUUGUCUCUGGAUUUCAAGAGGUUCAGUCAAAUGUUAAUGUGAAGUAUGACGAAUUGCAAUCUCUACUUGCUCAAGUGAGAUUAGAGAUUGAAACUUUGGCACUGAAGAAGGAGGAAAUUGACAACUUUCUCACAAAGGAAGAAGAAAUGGGAGCAAAACUUAGGGAAAUUGCUAGGAUUUCUGAGGAGGAAGGUAAAGGAUACCGGGAAAUUGUUAAACUACGAAGAAGUUUGAUGUUAUCUAUAGUGAAGUCUAGGGAGGACAAACUAACACUUGCAAACAAUGAGGAAAAGCUUUCCGGAGACGUGAAUUUGUGUCAACUGGAGGUUUCUGCAGCAAGAGCUUCCUUGCAGGAGCUAUCUUCAAGAAAGUCAAGCAUCCAGCAAGAUAUAGCAUCCAGCAAGCAGAGGAUUAUUUUCAUAGAUAAGAGAGUCCCAGAACUUGAAGCAGAAAAGAAAGUUGCUACUGCAGCAAGAAAUUUCAAGGAUGCUGCACGAAUAGCUGCUGAAGCUAAGUCACUCUGUGUUGAAAAAGAGGGCAUGCAGAUAGACAUGGACACCGCCACUUUAAAUCUUGAGAAGCUUGAGGAAGAAAUCAAAGACACCCUUAAUAAAUUGCAGGAGACCGAGGGAAUGAUCUUAGUGAAGGAAAAAGAGUUGGCAAUGGCUAGAUAUCAGAGGCUACUUCUGACAGCUGCUAUGGCUAGAGCUGAAAAAGUUGCCGCACUAGAAAUGGGUGAUGUGGAAGAAGCUAAUCUCCUGCUUGCAGAAGCUGAGGCAGCAGACUGUGAAGCUGAGAAACUUCAAUCAACAUAUAGUUUCAAGGCGGAAGACCUCACAAAUGUAUGGAAACAUUUAAUUUCAAUGGAUCUUGUAUCGCAUGUUGAUCAGAAGCAAUUGCAAGAAUUGGCAGUCACACUUAAUCUAUAUACUGAGUGAUUCGAAACAAGAUUUUUGUGGAUUUAGUGAUAAUUGGUACAGGUGCUGUUGCGAAUUGGAGAGGGGGAACGUGAGUUUUGGGAUAUUCCGACAUUUUGGAACCGUGGGAAUCGACCUUGGCUUCGAGCAGGAAGUUGGCAUUGACUAGUUACUCGUGUUCUUCCUAUUUUCUUUAUCUGAUGUAAAAGUUCCAUUUGUGUACUUCUGCUGUAUUGAGUAUGAAACCGUAAUCCUGUAAGUUAGCAGUAAAAUACGUGUAUUCUUGGUGUGUUCUUUUCUGGUCUAACGUUGCAUUUAACUAUGAGGAAUGAGGAUAUUGAUUUGCUGUGACGAUUCUGUUUA
Messenger RNA from Lotus japonicus, 2621 nucleotides. RefSeq lists its product as uncharacterized. NCBI's taxonomy places the organism in Eukaryota, Viridiplantae, Streptophyta, Magnoliopsida, Fabales, Fabaceae. The transcript is spliced from 3 exons. The coding region runs from base 69 to 2279 and encodes 736 amino acids. The record is from RefSeq and is a predicted model, not a curated record.